This is a messenger RNA of Eimeria necatrix, 234 nucleotides long. RefSeq lists its product as hypothetical. The record is from RefSeq and is a predicted model, not a curated record. The transcript has a single exon. Lineage: Eukaryota; Apicomplexa; Conoidasida; Eucoccidiorida; Eimeriidae. The coding region runs from base 1 to 234 and encodes 77 amino acids.
AUGCAGAAUUUAGAAGAGUCAAACGACGAUUCCGUGGAUUACCCAAUGGAAACGCCACGAACAGAACCCGAUCGCAGCGUCAACCCGCCCACCGCGGGGGUGUCUCGAUCGGCACCGAGAGCCUGGGACCGCGACGUUCGAGGGCGCAAGGGACCCGUAGAGGAUCACGAUUGGGCGGAUCCGGUUCUGCCCGAGUUCUUUCGGGAACUGGCCUCCCAGAUGGCACGGGGGUAG